AUAUAUCUGGACUGAUUACUGACGGUGCUGGAGCCGUAACUGUCGAGCAAAUUGGAUUAGCCACACUUGUUUGUAACAAACUCAGCGCAGACGGGGACAAAGUGAUUAACUGGACUGCAUCCCACACCAUCAAGUUAUUUGUGCCAAACAUCUUAGCGAUGGACGUACCAGUGGCGACGUGAGAGUAAUGGGUAUAAAUGAACCCAGGUCACACGAUUUGUGACCGUUGUGUUGCACCGCAUCAAGUGGAAAAGGAAGUCUGAAUAUGUCGCAGUACGUAGUUAGCGGACAUUCGGAUGACCCACAGCUAUUAAAUGAGCAUGCAAACGGGACUGUGGAGAACACGAUGGGGAUCAUUUCGAGGCCAGGGCGAUUUAUUUGUCGCGGUCUGUACCCAGAUUUAGUGCACCUUUAUGCUGAAGACGGCCAUCUGAUAUGGAUCGAUCCGGUCUCUAGCCUACAAGUGCUUUUUACAUAUGGCGACACAAAUUGUGAUUUCCUGUGUUACCUGGAACCGGAAGUCCCCGGAGUGUCUCUCACUUCGCUGCAGGACGAAGUUAGUGCGAACGUUGGUAAAUCCAGUGGAAAGUCACGUGCAAAUAAAAAGACACCAUUCCACUCCGGUUUAUCGUCUUCUGCUGCCGGUUCAACUGGGACCCGACAUUCGUGCCUACGCACUGUGUUAAAUCCUUAUUCAUAUGCAGUAGACUCAGUUGAAGGGAAAUGCAUGAUAGAACUGAGAGCUCUUAAUGCAUAUCAAGAAAAAGAGCUGAAACAAGCUAUCAAUAGGCCUUUCAAGCUGAAUUUCCAGCUAGUAUUGUAAAGUUUCAGAAACUAUCCCGAUAAUUAUCAAUAAAGAAUCACAAGCAUGUCUUGAAACUAGUCUAUUGUUAUAACAAAGAUGAAAUUGUAUAUUUUACAGAAAGUAUAUAACUCUGCC
This is a messenger RNA of Dicrocoelium dendriticum, 940 nucleotides long. NCBI's taxonomy places the organism in Eukaryota, Metazoa, Platyhelminthes, Trematoda, Plagiorchiida, Dicrocoeliidae. The record is from the annotation of a GenBank genome assembly.